UACUUUGCAAUAAAACAAAUGUUAUUUUCUACCUCGCAAACAUUUACAGAUUAAAAAGUAUAUUGUGUGUGCAACAAUAUCGAUAUUGAAGUAAAAUAUGAUGUUUAAAUGGUUGUUAUUUGCAUUAUUACUUACUGUUUCCAUUACAAAUGGAAAAAUAUCGUAUAAUACGUUACGAUCGCAAAUGUUAAGUAAAGCAACCGUCCAUGUACCAAAAGUUAUCAACAAAAUAUGUCUCCUGAUACCGGACGAAGGGCCUUGUCGCGCCGAAAUUUCGAUGUACUACUUCCAACCGGAGACAAUGAACUGCAGUACUUUCCGCUGGGGAGGCUGCCAGGGCAAUGGCAACCGGUUUGACACCCUCAGCGAAUGCUUGACAACUUGCACGAGCCAGGCCGGGCAACUGCCGGGACGCCCGACAUACUGUAGCCUGAGCUUUGACUACGGCUUCUGUUUUGGUGAAGACAAGAGAUGGUAUUACGAUGAAAAAUGGCGCGUUUGUAGAGAAACUAUUUACUCCGGCUGUGGCGGAAACAAGAACAACUUCUACAGUCAAGAAGGAUGCGAAUCAAUCUGCCGAUUUGGUCUUGGUCCACCAUCACUGGGAGAUAAGAAAGAUGGAAAAGCGAAGAAGGUAUUGAUUAUAAACCCGCCCGAUCAAACCACUCCACGGAGCCAAAAACAACAGGGCUUAAGUACUUAAUAUUCGCUUUUUACUAGCAUCGCAGAACCUUUAGAGUAUGUAGGUAUUCUUAAUUAUCACUCAAAAUGCCGAUAGGUUUCUAUUUAAAUAUGUAAAUCCAUUGUUUACUGCCCAAUGAUAAAAAAUGACGUGAUCAGUUACGACGGUAAAAUUCCUAAAUGUCGCCCUAAUACACUAAGGGCAAUAACACGUCUCGUUUGAUAUG
This is a messenger RNA of Cydia fagiglandana, 908 nucleotides long. Its product is annotated as BPTI/Kunitz domain-containing protein-like. Gene Ontology annotation, molecular function: serine-type endopeptidase inhibitor activity. The transcript has 4 exons. The coding region runs from base 98 to 703 and encodes 201 amino acids. NCBI's taxonomy places the organism in Eukaryota, Metazoa, Arthropoda, Insecta, Lepidoptera, Tortricidae. The record is from RefSeq and is a predicted model, not a curated record.